AUGGUUCCGCCUGCCGUGAUGGAUCUGUUGCAGUUCAAAGCGCAGGCGGGGAGGGAUAUUGACGAAGUGCUUCGGGAUGUGGGAGACGAGAAGAGGGGGAGGAAUUCUGUGUUUUAUCAUUUGAGGGAUAGUGAGAGUUUGCCGGAGGAGGAGAAGACGAGGGAGAGGCUGCAGGAUGAGGCGACGUUGAUGGUCAUGGCGGGCACGGAGUCGUUGGCCAAGUCGCUGCAGUAUGGGACCUUCUAUCUGCAUUACUAUCCGGAGACGCUGGGGAGACUGCGGACGGAAUUGGCAGCAGCGAGGGGGAAGACGUCGGAUGGCAGGCUGUCGCUGAGCGAGUUGCUGCGGCUGCCAUAUCUCAAUGCCGUGAUCCUGGAGACGAACAGACUCACUUUCGGCGUGACGAAUCGGAUGAUUCGGUACUCUCCGACGGAGACGUUGACGUACACUGCCAGCUAUGGGCCCAAUAAAGGACAGACGUACGUCUUGCCGCCGGGAACGAAAAUGUCGUGUCUGACGUGGUGUACGCAUAUGAAUGAAGAGCUGUUCCCGGAUCCUCUCACUUUUGACCCGGAGCGGUGGGUAGGGCAGUCCGACGAGGUCAAUCGAAGAAAGAGAAGCAUGAUGGCGCUGGGAAAAGGCCAGAGGAAGUGCGUAGGUAUGAAUGUGGCGAAUGCUGGGAUGUGCUUGGUAUUGGAGGAAGUUGUAGGGUACGAGAUGGAGUUGUUUGAGACUGGGUAUGAGGAUGUUGCCUUUCUGCAUGAUUAUCAGAUUGCGCAUCCUCGGUUGGAUACGCAAGGAAUCCGGGUGACAGUUUCGGGAAAGCAUGAUCUGCUGUAA
This is a messenger RNA of Lecanosticta acicola, 840 nucleotides long. The record is from the annotation of a GenBank genome assembly. NCBI's taxonomy places the organism in Eukaryota, Fungi, Ascomycota, Dothideomycetes, Mycosphaerellales, Mycosphaerellaceae.